This is a messenger RNA of Suncus etruscus (white-toothed pygmy shrew), 843 nucleotides long. Its product is annotated as olfactory receptor 14J1-like. The transcript has a single exon. NCBI's taxonomy places the organism in Eukaryota, Metazoa, Chordata, Mammalia, Eulipotyphla, Soricidae. Gene Ontology annotation, biological process: G protein-coupled receptor signaling pathway. Gene Ontology annotation, molecular function: G protein-coupled receptor activity; odorant binding; olfactory receptor activity. Gene Ontology annotation, cellular component: membrane. The record is from RefSeq and is a predicted model, not a curated record. Bases 1 to 843 code for a protein of 280 amino acids.
AUGUAUUCAUUGGCUUUAACUGGAAACAUCCUCAUUGUCAUCGUGACUUCCAUGGAUGAUAGUCUCAACUCUCCCAUGUAUUUCUUCCUGAAGCAUCUCUCUUUUUUGGAUAUCUGUUCUAUUUCUGGGACUGUACCACGAUUUAUUGUCAACUCAUUCUUGCAUAGAGGCAACAUUUCCUACUGGGAAUGCUUUUUUCAGUGCUUUGUUUUCACUCUCUGUGCUUCUGCUGAGAUGUCCAUGCUCACAGUGAUGUCCUAUGACCGCUAUGUGGCCAUUUGCCUUCCACUGCACUAUGACACAGUAAUGAAUGUCAGAACCUGUGUCCACGGAGUCAUCGGAGUCUGGGUCAGUGGGACCAUUUCUGGAGUCAUGCAUACAGUAGCAACAUUUUCCAUCCAUUUCUGUGGACCCAGGGUCAUUCACCAAUUCUUCUGUGAUGUCCCCCAGAUCUUGAAACUCUCCUGCUCCAGUGAUUUUAUGAACGAGGUCAAUGUCACCAUUUUUACAACUUUGUUGGCAUUUCUUUGUUUUAUCUUUAUUGUAUUCUCCUACACAAACAUAUUUUCCUCUGUACUGAGGAUGCCAUCAGCAGAAGGCAGAGCCAAGGCCUUUUCCACUUGCCUCCCCCACCUCGCUGUUGUCAUAUUAUUUCUUUCUACAGGUGCCUUUGAGUAUUUCAAACCUCAUUCUGGAUCUCCAACUGCUUUUGACAUGUUUCUUACAAUGAUGUAUACAGUAUUUCCCCCAACUUUCAAUCCAAUGAUCUAUAGUCUGAGAAAUAAAGCCAUCAAGACAGCUGUAAAAAAAGUAAUUAAGAGAAAGAAAGCUCAUUGGGGCUAA